AUGCCGUGCGUCCAGACCCAGUGCGGCUCUUCUCCCCAGGGAGCCAGUCCGGCCUCUCAGAGCUUCCUCACCCCGGAGUUUGUCAAGUUCAGCAUGGACCUCACAAACAGCGAGGCAGCCACGUCUGGUCCCAGUUGUGGCCCUCUGGUGGACUCUCACGGUGCAGGGUACGACGUGAAGCCGACCUGCCUCUUCCAGACGCCGGUGCAGGGAGAGGAGCCGCCGUGCGUAAAGCUGGAGGAUGCGCACAGGUGUCCAAGGUAUCCACCCAACCAGUCCGAGAUGCUCUCCUCCCCGGGCUCCGUUUACUACCCCACCUUCCAGCCUCCACAGGGACACUUGUGGGAGGACUCUGGCUCUCUGUACACUUUCAGACAAGACUAUCAAAGGAAAAACGCGCUCUCCAGAUUCUCCCUGUUUUCAUUGAAACAUGCGCAAAGCAACGCAGGAUCUCUCCAUGUGUCCAUGCACCAGCCUCUGGACAGCCCUGUGGAGAAGCAGCAUGGGGUGGGGUUUCCUCAUCCUCUCCAGUUCACACAUGGGCACCACUUCAUGGACUACCAGACCUCCUGCAACCCCGGCAGAGGAGCACAGAGCUCGGAGGGUCUGUGUGCAGUGUGCGGGGAUAACGCAGCCUGCCAGCACUACGGGGUGCGUACCUGCGAGGGCUGCAAGGGCUUCUUCAAGCGCACGGUUCAAAAAAAUGCCAAGUACGUAUGUUUGGCCGCCAAAAGCUGCCCGGUGGACAAACGCAGGAGGAACCGAUGUCAAUACUGUCGCUUCCAGAAGUGCCUUGCAGUGGGAAUGGUCAAAGAAGUGGUGAGGACAGACGGCCUGAAAGGUCGGAGGGGCCGCCUGCCGUCCAAACCUAAAACCCUUCAGGACUCCUCGUCUCCUGUCAGCAACCUCCUGAGUGCACUCGUCAGGGCGCAUGUGGAAUCGAACCCUCCUCCUUCUCGCCUCGACUACCACCUCAAGGAGAGUCCAGGUAAUCCACUGGGUGACGACGUUCAACAUGUGCGACAGUUUUAUGACCUCCUGACCCGAUCGAUGGAGGUGAUCCGAGGUUGGGCGCAGAAGAUCCCGGGCUUCACAUCGCUCCCCAAACACGACCAGGACCUCCUCUUCUACUCCGCUUUCCUGGAGCUCUUUGUGUUGAGAUUGUCGUACAGAUCCAACCCGGAGGAAGGGAAGCUGGUCUUCUGCGACGGGUCCGUGUGGCACCGGCUCCAGUGCCUGCGGGGCUUCGGUGAGUGGAUCGACAGCAUCGUCGAGUUCUCCGCUAACCUGCAGAGGAUGAACCUGGACGUGUCCACCUUCUCCUGCAUAUGCACCCUCGCUCUGGUCACCGAGCGACACGGACUGAAGGAGCAGAAGAGAGUGGAGGAGCUGCAGAACAACAUCGUCAAAUGUUUGAAGGACGCCGACGGACUCUCGGACUGCUGGUCCAACCAGUUGUCCAGACUUUUGGAAAAACUGCGUGAACUUCGCACUCUGUGCAUCCAAGGCCUGCAGAGGAUUUUCUAUUUGAAGCUGGAGGAUUUGGUGCCGCCGCCCGCAGUCAUAGAUAAGUUAUUCCUCGACACGCUGCCCUUUUAG
Molecule: messenger RNA, 1599 nt
Organism: Anoplopoma fimbria (sablefish)
Lineage: Eukaryota; Metazoa; Chordata; Actinopteri; Perciformes; Anoplopomatidae
Product: nuclear receptor subfamily 4 group A member 2-like
Exons: 6
Coding region: 1-1599 (532 amino acids)
Biological process (GO): regulation of transcription by RNA polymerase II; cellular response to corticotropin-releasing hormone stimulus; dopaminergic neuron differentiation
Cellular component (GO): nucleus; transcription regulator complex
Molecular function (GO): RNA polymerase II cis-regulatory region sequence-specific DNA binding; nuclear receptor activity; nuclear glucocorticoid receptor binding
Source: RefSeq, a predicted model, not a curated record